Messenger RNA from Aspergillus niger, 1431 nucleotides. RefSeq lists its product as uncharacterized. NCBI's taxonomy places the organism in Eukaryota, Fungi, Ascomycota, Eurotiomycetes, Eurotiales, Aspergillaceae. Gene Ontology annotation, biological process: cytoskeleton-dependent cytokinesis. The record is from RefSeq and is a predicted model, not a curated record. The transcript has 10 exons. Gene Ontology annotation, cellular component: dynactin complex. The coding region runs from base 1 to 1431 and encodes 476 amino acids.
AUGACCCUCGAAAACGACGCGGUCGCUGGUGCCACCAUUGAGCUCCUCGAGACCCGUCUCCGGCGCCUCACAUACCUCUUGACCGGCGAUGCAAACUGGACUGGCAAUCCCACGCCGCCCGCAAAGCCCGCAUCUCUGGACGACAGCGUCUCGCGCCGUCUUCUUCGCCUAGAGAGGGACCUGGAAAAGCUGAGCAGAAACAUCCCCGCCGUCCGGGACGUUCUCAGUCUUCACGACCGCUUCCCCGACCUCUUCCGCCAAACACCUUCCAAAUCACUCCCUGAAAGUCUAUCGACGCAAAAUCUCGCCUCGAUUGUCUUAUCCUACGCUUCCGCAUUCCCCGAAACCGCGUCUCGACUUACUUCAUUGAAUGACCUCCCCAUCCCGAAUGCCGAGACUUCGGCGUCGCUUAUCCAGCUCCAACCACGACUUGACCAGUUGGCGCAGACUCAGGAUGACCAGGCCAAACAAAUCUCCGAGCUACGUGUACGGUCUGCUCGAGUCUUGCAGCGAUGGUAUGAAGUGGCGCUGGUUAGUGGCGGUGAAUGCUGGGCCGAAUGGGAAGGAAGACUUGAGGAUGUGGAAAGGGAGGUCAAACGGGAGGAAGUGGUGAGAAUGGGGUGUAUGGACGAAAAGGUCGUUGAAAAUCAUCAGUCCUUUCUUUUCUUUCUUUUGGCUGGAUAUGAAACAGACCGACCGGCCUUUGGUCUUGCUCCCUUCGGGAUCGAACAAAGAGCGGCAGCCGGGUUGCAGUAUACCGACGCACGGAGAGGAUCUGGACUCCCGGCAGAACUGAUCGACCACGCCGGAACCCGAAGGGAAGAAUGGGCAUACCUAUCUGGUCGCAGUGAUCCGUACCUGCUCAUUUCGAGGACACAAGUCACCUUACCUUACGGAGUACAUACAUUGUACAUAUUGGAGACGAAGACCCACGGGGAAGAGUCCCGACCGGAGAAGGGAGAGCGCACAAGGAAAAGAACUCGUGAUCAGCCAGUUGUCUCACCUGCUUACUGUAUGGAUACUGUGUGUACACUAGGUGGUUGUGAUGGGCUGGCUGGUCAGCAACAGACCGAUAGGGGUAUCUGCAGGUCUAAGCCUUGCAGUAACAACCAUCAAACCCGGGACCUUUGCAUUUGUGGUGAUGACACCACUCCCACAGAACUAGUUGUGUGUAUUGUUGCAGUUAAACCUGUGUUCCAUACGAGUCAUGUUAUCCCAAAUAACCCAACUGAUAUCUACCGAAUUGGAAAAGCACUGUUAUUAUCGAUUUCCAGGAUCACCUGGGCUAAUUUCCCAGGUCUCAGCGACCAAACCAACUUGCUCAAUGCGGUGGAAAACCCACAGGCCAUUGACGCCGCCACGAGAGCCACAACUCAGCCUCAGCCUUUCCAGGGGCCAGAAUGGACGAAGAGAAUCCACCGCCGGCACUAG